UGCAUAAAUGCGCGAAUCGAACAGAUGAGAAAAUUAGCCUUCUUGGACGAGAUACUGGAAGACUAUGACAACAGAGCUUGGCCAACAUACGGUACGGGUGAGCCGACCCAAAUUACGGCGAGCAUGUUCAUCUACAACGUGGGCCCUAUAGACGAGGAAAAUAUGGACUAUACGCUGGAUAUCUACCUUCAAGAAACUUGGCAGGACAAAAGACUUCGGCUAUCUCCGUUCGGGGUUAACGAGACACUCACCAUCGGAGACAAUGAUGUCGUAGACAAGAUAUGGAAGCCAGAUUUGUUCUUUGUGAAUGCCAAGGAGGCUUACACUCACGACAUUACGGUGCCUAACGUAUUACUAAAGAUAUCGGCCGAUGGAUCGGUAGUCCUCAACAUCAGGCUCACCGUCCGCCUGUCGUGUCUUAUGGAUUUCAGGCUUUAUCCAAUGGACAAACAAGAAUGCCACAUGGUAAUUCGUCCCUAUGCACACACCAUGGACAAAGCUGCCCUCACCUGGCGGGAAACGAAACCAGUACUGCUGGAGUUUCCCGUGGAACUGCCUGAAUACUUUAUGGCUGAUGCAUGGUCCGCGAGCUUCGUUAGGUACCACAGAACAGGUGACCUUUACUGGUGUCGUAGUUAUUUGUAUAGUCAGAAGUAGACAACAGGUGAGCGAUUUCGCAUUACGCCAGCACGACGUGUACGAUUUCCACACAUACAAGUACGUAUGAAUCUGAACAUGUGAUGCAGUGCGGUAUUAAGGUUCGCUUCAGGUGGAGUUAAGUUUCGAGUUAACGCAAGCUGGAAUGGAAUGCGAGAAAAAAAAAAUUCGCUAUCGAAUUUCUCAGCAAUUUGCAGCUACGUAACAUCUCAGCUAUCAUGGACAACACUAAUUUUUCGACAUACACACGAAAAAUAAGCUGAGUAGCGUAAGUACAGUAUAGUACUUACAUUGGAACUUAAAGUAGU
This is a messenger RNA of Ornithodoros turicata, 965 nucleotides long. RefSeq names its product gamma-aminobutyric acid receptor subunit beta-4-like. The coding region runs from base 25 to 657 and encodes 210 amino acids. NCBI's taxonomy places the organism in Eukaryota, Metazoa, Arthropoda, Arachnida, Ixodida, Argasidae. Gene Ontology annotation, cellular component: plasma membrane; synapse; neuron projection. The record is from RefSeq and is a predicted model, not a curated record. The transcript is spliced from 5 exons. Gene Ontology annotation, molecular function: chloride channel activity; transmembrane signaling receptor activity; excitatory extracellular ligand-gated monoatomic ion channel activity. Gene Ontology annotation, biological process: chloride transmembrane transport; signal transduction; nervous system process.